AUGAGAAUUAUUCAAAUUGGCAAUCGACUUCUAUCAAUAUCGACCAUCGGACGAACCACUGUAUCAGUAGUAAAACCUCAUUUGUUUUAUUAUAUCUAUGGUCAACGUAUAUUAUCAAUCGAUUCGAAUCGAUUAGUACUGUUGUCCUUAACCGAUAUUCGUACAUUUCAUUCAUCUGUACUACUUUAUAAUGACAAAUUUGAACAAGAAAAAUCUGUAAAUUUAUUUGAAAAAGAUAAAAUUGAUAAAAAAGGUGCGAAACAAACAGAAUCAACAACAAAUGUUCCAAUUGUUCGACCAGAUGCUUCACUAAUUACUACAACGAAUGAAUCAACAAUUGCUAAACGUAAAUCUCUUUGGCAACGUUUUGUGAAUGAAUUAAAACAUUAUUAUAAUGGUACUAAAUUAUUAUUUAUUGAAACAAGAAUUGCAUUUCGUCUUCUAAGACAAGUUUUAAAUGGUCAUACAUUAUCACGACGAGAACGAAAACAAUUUACCCGUACGGUUGCUGAUUUAUUUCGACUUGUACCGUUUUCUGUAUUUAUUAUUGUACCAUUUAUGGAGUUUACAUUACCAAUAUUUUUAAAACUGUUUCCUAAUAUGUUACCUAGUACAUUUAAAGAAUCAAAUAAAGAAAAAGAAAAAUUAACAAAACAAAUAAAAGGUAAAUUAGAAGUUGCUAAAUUUUUACAAGAUACACUUGAAGCAACAGCAUUAACAACGAAAAAGAAACGUUCCGAUCAUGCAUUAGCAACACAGUUUGUCGAAUUUAUGAAAAAAAUUCGUUCAACCGGUGUUCAACCUUCAACAGAAGAAAUAAUGAAAUUCUCUUCAUUAUUCGAAAAUAAAUCAACAUUAGAUAAUCUUGAUCAUCAACAUUUAGUUGCUGUAUGUAAACUAAUUGGUAUAUCUUCUAUUGGUCCUGAUUAUUAUCUUCGUUUUAUACUUGAUUUAAGAUUACGUCAUUUAGAAGCUGAUGAUAAAUUAAUUGAAUCCGAAGGUAUUGAAAGUCUUAAUGUUGAAGAAUUACAAGCAGCAUGUCGUGAACGUGGUAUGCGUUCAUAUGGUGUUAGUAUUGAACGUUUACGUUCACAAUUACAACAAUGGUUUGAUCUUCAUCUUAACAAACGUAUACCAUCAACAAUUCUACUAUUAUCUCGUUCACUUUAUUUACCAGAAAAUAUUUCACAAGAAAAUGUUCUAAAAGCAACUAUACAAUCAUUACCAAAAGCAAUUGACACUGUAACAGCUAUUAAUUUAGCACAAGUUAGUGGAGAACGUAUUGAUAAUACACAACGUGUUGAAUAUAUUAAACAUGAAGAUGAAGCUAUUAGAAAAGAACGAGAAGAAAAAAUAAAAAUAAAAAUUUUAAAUGAUGAUAAAAUUAAAAAGAAAAAAAAUAUGGAACAAAUUAUUUUAGCAACAAAAACAUCAUUAGAUGUUCCUAAAAUAGAAAAUCUUGUUGAUAAUAAAGCAUUAAUAAUUCAUGAUCUAACAAAGAAAGAAAACAAAGAUGAACAAAAUAUUAAUGUUGGACAAUUUGAAACAGCACUUGAACAACUUGUUAAUCGAAAAGCUAAAGAAGUUCGAAAUGAAGUUGAAGAGGUUCAAGAUCUUAAAUCUGAUCUUAAAUUUUAUAAAGAAAAUAUUAAGGAAUUUGCGGCAUUAGUUUCAACAAAACAACUUCAAAAUUUAAAUGAAGCACGUUCUGCUAAAGCAUUGUCAAAACGUAUUGGUAAACUUGUUACUGAUCUUGAUCAUAUUGUUCAAACACUUGAUAAAAAGCAAGAUAAACUUAAAAAAGAUAUUAAAAUUGAAGAAGAUACAUUGAAGGAGGAAGCCUUAUUGAAAGCUGAUCAAAUUCAACAACAUAAAGAUUUCCUUACGGAAAAAAGAGAUAUGCUUGUAUCAACUCAAGAAUUUAUUAAUACAAUUCGUCAAAUACAAAAAGCCUCAAAUGAAUCUACAGAUGCUCAAAUUUGGGAUAUAAUUCAACAAUUUGAUCGUAAUCAAGAUGGUUUUAUUGACGUUGAUGAAAUAGUAAAAACACUUGAAAUUAUUGGUAAUGAAAAAAUUCAAAUUUCGAAAAAAUAUUUAAAAGAAAUAAUUAAUCUUGUACGAAAAGAACAUAUGAUUGAACAAAAAGAAAAAUUUGAAGCUAAAACCAAACAACAGUUCAUUAUGAAUUCCAUCAAUAGUAUGGAAAAAACAAAAAACAUUUAA
Messenger RNA from Rotaria sp. Silwood2, 2223 nucleotides. Lineage: Eukaryota; Metazoa; Rotifera; Eurotatoria; Philodinida; Philodinidae. The record is from the annotation of a GenBank genome assembly.